Suncus etruscus (white-toothed pygmy shrew) is the source of this 1038-nucleotide messenger RNA. RefSeq names its product trace amine-associated receptor 6. The coding region runs from base 1 to 1038 and encodes 345 amino acids. The transcript has a single exon. Gene Ontology annotation, molecular function: trace-amine receptor activity. Gene Ontology annotation, biological process: G protein-coupled receptor signaling pathway. NCBI's taxonomy places the organism in Eukaryota, Metazoa, Chordata, Mammalia, Eulipotyphla, Soricidae. Gene Ontology annotation, cellular component: membrane. The record is from RefSeq and is a predicted model, not a curated record.
AUGAGCAGCAACAACUCAUCCUUCCCUGGAGCCUCACAGCUCUGCUAUGAGAAUGUGAAUGGAUCCUGUGUGAAAACUCCCUACUCUCCCGGACCCAGGGUGAUCCUCUAUGCAGUGUUUGGCUUGGGGGCUGUGCUGGCAGUGUUUGGGAACCUCCUGGUUAUGGUUUCAAUUUUUCAUUUCAAGCAGCUGCACUCUCCAACCAACUUCCUCAUCUCCUCUCUGGCCUGUGCAGACUUUCUGGUGGGCGUGACUGUGAUGCCCUUCAGCAUGGUCAGGUCUGUGGAGAGCUGCUGGUACUUUGGGAGAAGUUUCUGUACUUUCCACACUUGCUGUGAUGUGGCAUUUUGUUAUUCUUCUCUCUUUCACUUGUGCUUCAUCUCCAUAGACAGGUACAUUGCUGUUACUGACCCCCUUGUGUAUCCUACCAAGUUCACAGUGAAUGUUUCAGGGAUAUGCAUCAGUAUCUCCUGGAUUUUCCCCCUAGUAUACAGUGGAACUGUGUUCUACACAGGUGCCAAUGAUGAUGGGCUGGAGGAAUUAUCUAGUGCUGUCAACUGUGUAGGAGGUUGUCAGACAAUUGUAAAUCAAAAUUGGGUUUUGGUAGAUUUUCUAGCCUUCUUUCUACCUUCACUUAUUAUGAUAAUCCUCUAUAGUAAUAUUUUUCUAGUGGCUAGACAACAGGCUAAGAAGAUUGAAAAUACCAGUAGCAAAACAGAAUCAUCAGAUAGUUAUAAAUCUAGAGUGGCAAGAAGAGAGAGAAAAGCAGCAAAAACUCUUGGCAUCACCGUAAUAGCAUUUAUGAUUUCAUGGCUUCCAUAUAGCAUUGAUUCAUUAAUUGAUGCCUUUGUGGGAUUCAUAACACCAGCCUAUAUUUAUGAGAUUUGUGUCUGGUGUGCUUAUUAUAACUCAGCCAUGAACCCUUUGAUUUAUGCUCUAUUUUACCCAUGGUUUAGAAAAGCCAUAUACAUUGUUGUGAGUGGUAAGAUUUUCAAGGACAGUUCAGCAACAAUGAGCUUAUCUUCUGAACAAACAUAA